Molecule: messenger RNA, 339 nt
Organism: Papaver somniferum (opium poppy)
Lineage: Eukaryota; Viridiplantae; Streptophyta; Magnoliopsida; Ranunculales; Papaveraceae
Product: loricrin-like
Exons: 1
Coding region: 1-339 (112 amino acids)
Source: RefSeq, a predicted model, not a curated record
AUGACUGUGGUGGCGGUUGUGAUGGUUGUAGUGGUAGUUACAGGUAGUGAUAAUGUUGUUACCGAUGGCAACAACGAUAGCGGUGCUGGUGUUAGUGGUGGUAGGAGUCGUGCUAGUGACAGUGUUGGUGGCGAUAGCGACGGUGGCGGUUCUGGUACCGGUAGAAUUGGCGACAGUGGUGGUGGUGAUACAGACGACGAUACUAGUUCUGGUUGUAGCAGGAGUACUGUUAUUGCUGGUGUUGGCGAUGGUGGUGGUUGUGGUGUUGGUGCUGCUGGUGGUAGUGGUAGUGGCGAUGACAGAGGUGUUGAUGGUGAUAAUGGUGCUGGUUGUGGUUGA